This is a messenger RNA of Symbiodinium natans, 588 nucleotides long. The record is from the annotation of a GenBank genome assembly. Lineage: Eukaryota; Dinophyceae; Suessiales; Symbiodiniaceae.
AUGAGUUAUGCAGAAAGCGUUGCCUCCACGGACACCACGGAUUCGCUGGAGGAGCUCGAGACACCGUCCCACCUGGUGAUGACUUAUGAGGGAUCCGUGCAGCUCCGGCCUGACAGCCAAGCGGUAGUGGAUGUGUACAGAAAGCUUAGGUGCAUCAGCAUUCCGGAGACGAGAUUUUGGAGGGGUCUGGAGGUCCUGCGCAUGGAUGAAGUAUGGGGUGCCAAAGGGUUGCAUUAUUUGCACCCACUUUGGAGCCAAACCACGAAGAUGGUACUUCACUGUGUGCCUGCCCGAUGCACGAGGGCAGAGCUGGAGGGGUUCAUCCGCUUCAGCGCGCCAAGCAUGCCGCUCGAGACCAGCGUCGAGCUGCCCUUGAACCGAGACGGCACCAACCGGCGCUAUGCGUUCGUAUCCCAUCAUGCAAACUUGCGUACCACGGUUGCAGCUUUGUGGCAGCAGCGUUUGCCGUCUCGGCCAGGGUCUGGGCCACUGAAGUUGUUUCCAGCUUGCUUGCAAGAGUUCUAUCGCAGUUUGGGCGGUGGGCCAGGGAACGCGCCGUUGUGGCUCACCGGCAGCACCAGAUACUGA